Molecule: messenger RNA, 4022 nt
Organism: Balaenoptera ricei (Rice's whale)
Lineage: Eukaryota; Metazoa; Chordata; Mammalia; Artiodactyla; Balaenopteridae
Gene: ZNF654
Product: zinc finger protein 654
Exons: 8
Coding region: 81-3596 (1171 amino acids)
Biological process (GO): regulation of transcription by RNA polymerase II
Cellular component (GO): nucleus
Molecular function (GO): DNA binding; DNA-binding transcription factor activity, RNA polymerase II-specific
Source: RefSeq, a predicted model, not a curated record
GACGAGGAGGAGGAGGUUAGCCGAGGCAGCUACAGCGGCGGAGGCGCAGGGGCUGGUACGCGCUGGGCGGCGAGAGCCUCAUGGCGGAGGAAGAGAGCGACCAAGAGGCCGAACGCCUCGGAGAAGAGCUCGUGGCCAUUGUGGAGUCCCCGCCAGGCCCUCCCGGGCUUAGAGCUGCGGGCGAAGGCAGAGGCGGCGCUGGCGGCGGCAGCUGCCGUGGCGGCGGCGUCGGGAUCAGCAGUCGGGAUUACUGCCGACGCUUCUGUCAGGUGGUUGAAGAUUAUGCUGGAAGAUGGCAGGUCCCUUUGCCACAGCUUCAGGUUCUUCAGACUGCACUUUGCUGUUUUACAUCAGCCAGUGCAUCAUUCCCAGAUGAAUGUGAGCACGUACAAUAUGUUUUGAGUAGCCUUGCUUUGAGUUUCUUUGAGUUGCUGCUGUUCUUUGGAAGAGAUGAGUUUUAUGAAGAGCCCUUAAAGGAUAUUCUUGGAUCAUUCCAGGAAUGCCAGAAUCACCUCCGCAGAUAUGGAAAUGUGAAUCUGGAACUGGUGACUCGAAUCAUUAGAGAUGGUGGCCCAUGGGAAGAUCCAGUGUUGCAAGCUGUUCUAAAAGCCCAGCCAGCAUCUCAGGAGAUAGUGAACAAAUAUUUAAGUUCUGAAAAUCCACUAUUCUUUGAACUACGUGCCAGAUACCUAAUUGCUUGUGAACGCAUACCUGAAGCAAUGGCUCUUAUUAAAUGUUGUAUAAAUCACCCAGAAAUCAGUAAAGACUUGUACUUCCAUCAAGCACUCUUCACAUGUCUGUUUAUGUCACCUGUAGAAGAUCACCUAUUCCGGGAGCAUUUACUGAAAACUGAUUGUAAGAGUGGAAUUGAUAUCAUCUGUAACACUGAAAAAGAAGGCAAGACUAUGUUAGCCUUGCAACUCUGUGAAUCCUUUCUUAUUCCACAGCUCCAGAAUGGGGAUAUGUACUGUAUCUGGGAGUUGAUUUUCAUAUGGAGUAAACUUCAGCUAAAGUCUAAUCCUUCAAAACAAGUUUUUGUAGAUCAAUGCUACCAGCUUUUAAGAACAGCAACUAAUGUGAGAGUCAUAUUUCCUUUCAUGAAAAUCAUUAAAGAUGAGGUUGAAGAAGAAGGCUUACAAAUUUGUGUUGAAAUAUGUGGUUGUGCUCUACAGCUAGACCUUCAUGAUGAUCCCAAAACUAAAUGUCUAAUUUAUAAAACAAUUGCACAUUUUUUGCCAAAUGAUUUGGAGAUUCUCAGGAUUUGUGCACUCUCAAUAUUUUUUCUUGAGCGCUCCUUGGAAGCUUAUCAUACUGUUGAAGAGCUCUACAAACGUCCAGAUGAAGAAUAUAAUGAAGGCACAAGUAGUGUUCAAAAUCGUGUUCGUUUUGAAUUACUUCCAAUUUUGAAAAAGGGAUUGUUUUUUGAUCCUGAAUUCUGGAACUUCAUAAUGAUUAAGAAAAACUGUGUAGCAUUACUGAGUGAUAAAUCAGCAGUUAGAUUUCUAAAUGAAAGUACACUGGAAAAUUCUACAGGUAAUGUAAAAAAGGCAGUGGAACAGCAAGGUUUAGAUGAAGGACUUGACUCUCUUACAGAUCAGAGCACUGGAGAGCUUGAUCCUGAUGAUAUAUCUGGAGUGCAACCAAAAGGUCAUAUUAAUGCAAAGAAAAACCUCACAGCUCUUAAUGCUUCCAAAGUAGAUCACAAUGUCCCAAGGCAUCGGUGUAUGUUAUGUAACAAGGAAUUUCUAGGUGGUCACAUUGUGAGGCAUGCCCAGGCUCAUCAGAAAAAGGGCAGUUUUUCAUGUGUGAUAUGUGGUAGAAAAUUUAGAAACAGAGGACUUAUGCAGAAGCAUUUAAAGAAUCAUGUUAAGAAAAUACAGAGACAGCAACUUGCUGCAGCUCAACAGGAGGAUCAGGAAAAUCCUGCUUUGGAAGAAAUAAAUUGUUCUGAUACUUUCAUUUCAUUUGAAAAUGGGAAGUCUGAUAACAAGGAUUUGGAAGUAGAGACUAUUACCGGUUCCAGUGAUGGAAACAAAGAUGUCAUCCCUUCACAUGUGGGUGAAUUCAUUGAAAUUCCCGGAAGUGUAUCGGAAGAUGUUAUUGAAAAUAUUACUGAAAAUGGCAAUCCUGAUACUUCUUUAAAUAAUGUCUCAGAGCCAUUACCUGUAUGUGUGGAUGACUAUGAGGAGGAAGAAGACGAAGAAGGUGAUUAUGAAGAAGAUGAUUACGACCUGAAUCAGGAAACUUCAGUACUUCAUAAAAUCAAUGGAACCGUGUGCCAUCCAAAAGACAUAUAUGCGACAGAUCAAGAAGGAAACUUUAAGUGCCCUGCUCUUGGCUGUGUCAGGAUAUUUAAAAGAAUUGGAUUUCUAAAUAAGCAUGCAAGGACUGUACAUCCAACUGAUUUAAAUGUGCGGCAAACAGUAAUGAAGUGGAGCAAAGGAAAAUGCAAAUUUUGUCAAAGGCAAUUUGAAGAUUCUCAACAUUUUAUAGAUCACCUUAAUAGACACAGCUAUCCAAAUGUGUACUUUUGUUUGCAUUUUAAUUGCAAUGAGUCAUUUAAGCUGCCAGUCCAACUUGCUCAGCACACAAAAAGUCACAGGAUAUUUCAAGCUCAGUGUAGUUUUCCAGAAUGCCAUGAGCUUUUUGAAGAUCUUCCUCUGCUAUAUGAACAUGAAGCUCAGCACUAUUUAAGUAAAACACCAGAAUCAUCUGCACAACCAAGUGAAGCAAUUCUUUGGGAUGUUCUUACAGACUCAAAAUCUAAUCAUCAGGAAAAAGACUCAUCUAGUAAUGAGAAACAAACUGUUAGUCUACCAGUUUCUACUAGCAAAUCAAGGAAAGAUCCUACAGAACCAAAGACAUGUAUAGAAAGUAUGGAAAAGAAAACAGACCGUUUAGUUCAGAAUGGAAAUGAACAUUCUGAUCACACUGUUUCUGAUAUAAGCUUGACAGACCAAAAGAUGCCUGACAUAGAGCCAAAUUCUGAAAAUAAUUGUAGUAUUAGUGAUUUAGUCAAUGGACACAGUGGAAUAGAGCAAACACCUUUAGUUUCCUCAGAUCCUGCUUUGAAAAUUGAUACAAAUAGAAUCAGGACAGAAAACGGUUCCAUUUUACCUAGUGUUGUACCACAAGAACACAGUACCCUGCCAGUACCUCAGGCACCUUCCAAACCAAAUCAGACGAGUGAACAUACUUCAUAUGGCUUAAUUUUAACAAAGCCAUAUGUCAGACCAUUGCCUCCCAGUUACCUUGAUGAACGGUACCUUAGUAUGCCAAAACGCAGAAAAUUUCUGACUGAUAGGGUAGAUGCCUGUUCUGAUCAAGAUAACGUUUGUAAAAAAUCAGUGAAAAGAUUAAGAUGUGGCAAAUGCCUGACCACCUACUGUAAUGCAGAAGCACUUGAGGCUCACCUUGCACAAAAGAAAUGUCAGACACUCUUUGGAUUUGAUUCAGAUGAUGAAAGUAAGUCUUCUAUCUUCUCAGCAGGUAUAUCUGUAGAAAUAGAAAAUGCCAUAGAUCUUUGUAAGGUUAAAAAAAUUAACAUUUAUAUAACACAGGUAAUAAAGCACUACCCCAUACAUUAUUUCCUUUAAUCCAUACAACCACCAUGAGAUGCUAUCACUAUUCCUGUUUUAUAGAUCAAGCAACUGACAUUCACAAGUAAUUUGCAUAGGCAUACACCUGUGAACUUGUGGAAGCCAGAACUUGAACACAGUUUUUUUAUACUUUUGGAUCAUACUCUUUAACUGUAUCUGAGGCUUUUCUUCAUUCCAAGUUUUAUGUAAUAAGAGAUCUAAAAACAAAGUAAUUAUGAUGGAAAUGUUUUUCAUCUGCAUGCCAGAAAUGUAAACCAAGUUGAGCCUCUAUUACAAAAACAAAAAUAAGAAAGAACCAGAAAAUAAUUGAAAACUAAAACUGAGCAAAAGAAGAGCUUGCCUUUCUACUAAUAUUAAUAUUCUUUAAAUGAGUAAGGGUAUAAAUAAACAGGAAAUCUAACUUAGAAUACUAGAUGAACAUCU